Messenger RNA from Mercurialis annua (annual mercury), 1186 nucleotides. RefSeq names its product SPX domain-containing protein 1-like. Gene Ontology annotation, biological process: cellular response to phosphate starvation. Bases 105 to 965 code for a protein of 286 amino acids. The record is from RefSeq and is a predicted model, not a curated record. The transcript has 3 exons. NCBI's taxonomy places the organism in Eukaryota, Viridiplantae, Streptophyta, Magnoliopsida, Malpighiales, Euphorbiaceae.
AAUGUCCUCUUUCCCUUUAUUCUUCUUAAAAAUUUAAUUUUCUCUUCCACUUUCCCUCAGUUUCUCACCUUCCAAACACACACUCUACAAGUUUUAUUAUCAUCAUGAAGUUUGGCAAGAGCCUUAGCAACCAGAUCGAGGAAACAUUACCUGAAUGGAGAGACAAGUUUCUCUCUUACAAAGAACUUAAAAAGCGAUUGAAGCUUAUCGAGCCGAACAAAGAUAGACCUAACAAACGCCAGAAACUCGACGCUCCCGCCGGUGAGUCCUUCGACGGUUUUUCCGGCAACACUGGAGACAACAAUAGCGACGGUCCGAUGACUGAAGAAGAAAUCUAUUUUAUUAAACUAUUAGAAGAUGAGUUAGAGAAGUUUAAUACUUUCUUUGUUGAACAAGAGGAAGAGUAUAUCAUCAGAUUAAAGGAAUUGCAAGAUAGAGUAGCAAAGGCAAAGGAUUGCAAUGAGGAGAUGAUAAAAAUUAGAAAAGAAAUUGUUGAUUUUCAUGGAGAAAUGGUUUUACUUGAGAAUUAUAGCUCCCUUAAUUACACAGGACUGGUAAAAAUUCUGAAGAAGUAUGACAAAAGAACGGGUGCUUUAAUUCGGUUACCCUUCAUUCAAAAAGUUUUGCAACAGCCCUUUUUCACGACAGAUUUGCUUUACAAACUUGUGAAAGAAUGCGAAAUUAUGCUGGACCGCCUUUUUCCUGUAAUCGAUCUGCCAUCUUCCGUUGAAGUUGCUGACGGGGACGAAGCGUGUGAUCCUUCGACUUCUGAUACGACUACUACUAUUAUUACUGCGGAGAACGACGGAUUGUAUAUGAAGAGCACCAUUUCAGCAUUAAGAGUAUUGAAGGAAAUACGGAGUGGAAGUUCUACGGUUAGUGUGUUUUCGUUGCCUCCGUUGCAGAUUAGCGGGUUGGAGGAUGCUUGGAAGAAGGUUCCGAUUCUGGAACAGGAAGCCAAGUAGUAAUAAUAGUUUGAGAUAAAGAAAUAGAAGCAAGCAGAACAGAGAAGAUCCCACUUGAAUUUGUAUCAAUUGCUGUUGUUUUUUAUGGCUUUUGUUGGGUUACUGUCCGGUGCAUGAUUUAUGCAUGCUUAGAUACUAACACAGAUGUAAAAUGUUUAAAUUACUGGAAUUAAUAGUAUUAUAUAAGCACAACAAGAUUUAAAAUAUUAUUUGAUUUUAAA